Colletotrichum aenigma is the source of this 1050-nucleotide messenger RNA. RefSeq lists its product as uncharacterized. NCBI's taxonomy places the organism in Eukaryota, Fungi, Ascomycota, Sordariomycetes, Glomerellales, Glomerellaceae. The transcript is spliced from 3 exons. Bases 1 to 1050 code for a protein of 349 amino acids. The record is from RefSeq and is a predicted model, not a curated record.
AUGCGUUUUGCUCAUGCCAUCAUCGUCGCCUUGCUGGCCCAGAAUGUCGUCUCUUACGACACUUCUCUUGGCUUCAAGACACCCCAAGUUAACGAGAACCGCAAUAUCGACGAGAUCUACCAAGCCGCCCUCGCAGAAGGCGGAGUAGUCAUCUGCUGGCACGGCGGUGAUGAGGUGAAUCAACAAGACGGCCUCAAGGGUGCCUUUGAGGCACGCUUUCCAGGCAUGACACUCAACGUCACGGUCAACCGCCCCAAAUAUCACAGCGUCAACAUCGACAAGCAGCUCGCUUCAGGCCAGCCUCUCGAAGUCGACACAAUCAUUCUCCAAGCGCUUCAGGAUUAUCCUCGCUGGGAUGCUCAGGGAGCGCUUCUACACUACGCGCCGAGAAACUACAUGAAGUACGGCUUUGCCAUGAACGCGUGGUCGACCGUCUGGAACACGCAGAAGCUGGCGAACCCGCCACGCGAGUGGCCUGAUUUUCUGAAGCCGGAGUACAAGGACAAGAUCGUCUUGACGCACCCGAGCGAUGACGAUGCGAUCGCAUACAUCUUUGACCUCGUGAUGAAUCAGUGCGGACCCGAAUGGUUCGAUGGCCUCUUGGCUAACAACCCCCGCUGGGUUCGCGGCACUGGCUCGCCUCUGGCCGUCCUCCGUCAGCCCAACAGCACGCAGUCUGUGACGUUCACCGCUAGUAUCGGUCUCCGGGCCUCGGGAAGCCUCAACGCAUCGUUUCCUGCCGAGGGACUCUUCGUCAGCUGGCCCAGGUUCGUUGCCAUUUUCAAGGACGCACCCCACCCCGAGUCUUCCAAGCUCUUUGCCAACUUCCUGUUGAGUGAUGAGUUCCAGCGCAACUCGUCGCAAUGGAGCGCCCGCAAGGAUAUUACUGCCCCUGGAGGCUACCCGGGUAUUCUGGAUAUGGACACGACCAACUCUGCUGAAUACCUUCGCUUCAUGUCGGAUCGUGGUAGAGUGGAGGCUCUUCGAAUGAUGUUCGAGGAUAGAAUCGGUAUGCCGCAAGGCCCCAGCCCUCUGGUCGAUGACCUUUGA